Messenger RNA from Sabethes cyaneus, 1770 nucleotides. Its product is annotated as gastrula zinc finger protein XlCGF26.1-like. NCBI's taxonomy places the organism in Eukaryota, Metazoa, Arthropoda, Insecta, Diptera, Culicidae. The transcript has 3 exons. The coding region runs from base 91 to 1770 and encodes 559 amino acids. The record is from RefSeq and is a predicted model, not a curated record.
AGGUUUUACCUCUGGUUUUAUUGAAUUUUAAUCAAAUUAAAUUACGUUCAGAAGUGUAUUGUCAUAGUGGUUGCGAGAAGGCGAAACGAAAUGGAAAAUUCAACUUCAAUAAAGUUGGAAGAAACCACUGCGAUAAAGGUUGAAGAGUUGAUCGUAACCGAUGUGUUAGAUGUAAAGGAUGAACCAAUCAAAAUUAACGGUUACUCCUGUGAAACUAUACCGACGACGACCUCUGGAGAUGGCACUCCAUUUGUGCAACAAGCACUUGAUGCAGCGGCUCCUGAUGCAACAGCUGGUGAAGACCUUAAAGCUGAUAGUUUCAGCAACUCGCGCGCUUUGGAAGCGGAUCCUCCCACUGGCAGCGGUAGUCAACCGAAACACACUUGCGGCAUCUGUGGUGCCUCAUACAGGUCACAGGCCGGUUUACGUCAGCAUAAGAAAAUCCACACAUCCACAUCCGCUGAGCUAAAACCCUACAAAUGUGACCAGUGUAGCUCUCGAUUCAUUCAUAAACGUAGUCUCUAUUUUCACAAAAAGGAACACAGCUCGGAGUGUUCGUAUAAAUGCGACCUGUGCGAUGCCUCCUUUAGGACGCCCCGUGACUUGCAGAAACACCGGAAAGACCACAUACCUGACGACCGAAAAUACACUUGUGAUAUCUGUGACCGAAAAUUCGCCACCAACUAUGCCCUCACGUGUCAUCUGAGAAUUCACACCGGAGAGCGACCGUUCGAGUGUGACGUAUGCCACAAAACUUUCAUCGACGGCAGAAGAGUUAAGAAUCAUAAAAUACAAAACCACACGCAGGAAAUGAACUUUGAAUGUGCAGAAUGUGGCAAAAAAUUUUACCUAAAAGCACAAUUAAGAGUGCAUUUGAAAAUACAUAACCCCAACAGAAAAUUACAUAUUUGUGACAUCUGUGGCGCAUCAUACAAAACACGUUCUGGUUUACACACUCACAGGGCAAUCCACACAUCCACAACCGUUGAAUCAAAAUCUUACGAGUGUGACCAGUGUAGUGCUCGAUUCAGCCAUAAGCGUAGUCUCAAUCCUCACAAAAAGGCACACUGUUCUGGAAUGCAGAUGCAAAGCUCAGAAUUGGCGCACACGUGCGAGAUUUGCGGAACAGGCUUUCUAUCCCGAUCCAAACUCGCCGAUCAUAUGUGGACUCACCGUUCGAAGGGGUGCGACAUCUGUGGUGUAUCGUUUAAAUCGCGGAGCGGUUUCCUUAAGCACCAGACAAUUCACUCGGUCAAUCCGUUCAAAUGUGACUCAUGCAGUAAAACUUUCCCAUCAAGUCGAACACUGAACUAUCACUGUAUCGUAACACAUACGUCGGAAAAGAAUUUCAGAUGUAUUGUUUGCGGUAAAGAGUACCAGAUGAUGAAGCAGUUGGAGACGCACCUGAAGCUGCACAGCUCGGAGCUGGCGCACAACUGCGAGAUUUGCGGGAAGGGCUGUCGAUCCCGAUCCCAACUCGCCGAACAUAUGCUGGUUCACAGCUCGGAGCGUUCGUUUAAAUGCGAUAUCUGCGGCAAUGGAUAUAAGAAGAAAAAUAGUCUUGAGUCGCAUAUGAAAAAUCACACCACAACGCAACCUCUCGGGUGUGACGUAUGUGGUAAAAUGUAUAAGACAACGAAAACACUUCAGGAGCAUAAAAUUAUAUGUUUAACAAGGGGGAAAAAAUUGUUCGAGUGCGACAUCUGCGGUUUGGCGUAUUCAUGGCAGCGUACUUUAGCAAGCCACAAGAAGAUUCACUCGGUCGUGUGA